Messenger RNA from Phlebotomus argentipes, 2889 nucleotides. It is a transcript of the gene eIF4B, whose product is annotated as eukaryotic translation initiation factor 4B. The record is from RefSeq and is a predicted model, not a curated record. Gene Ontology annotation, molecular function: RNA binding. NCBI's taxonomy places the organism in Eukaryota, Metazoa, Arthropoda, Insecta, Diptera, Psychodidae. The transcript is spliced from 5 exons. The coding region runs from base 49 to 1692 and encodes 547 amino acids.
GUGUGCCUUUUUACCAUCUGGCACCACAUAUUUGUGUUCUCUUUCAACAUGGCGACAACAGAUAAGAAGAAGAAGAAGACGAAAGCUAAAGCUGUGCCGCUCCAGGACUUCCUGGCGGCCAGCGGCGGCGUGAACACGGUGCAGAUGCCACGGAAAGUGUCCAGCUGGGCGGACGAGAUUGAGGAGGAUGAGCACGAGAAGCGCCAAAUAAUUGCCCUGCCGACCGCCCCGCGCGCCAGCCGGAUCUUCAACGAUGACAGUGUGCCGCACUCGCCGCCCUUCCUGGCGUACAUCUCAAAUUUGCCUUACGACGUCCUGGAGGAGGACAUCCGGGACUUCUUCAUGGGCUACCACAUAGUAUCGCUGCGCCUGCCGCGCGAGGACGGCGAGAUGGGGCGCCUCCGCGGCUUCGGGUACAUUGAGUUCGAGACGAGGAAUGAGCUCAUAGACGCCGUCAGCAUGUCAGAUCCGUCGAUACGCAACCGCCGGGUGCGCAUUGACGUAUCGAAUGAGAGUGACCAGAAGCAGCGCGGUGGACGCAAUAAUCGCUACGGCGACCGGGAGCGCGAUGAUCGCGACAUGACAAACUGGCGUCGUGGAAACGACUCGAACAACGAUCGUGACGGUGACAGUCGGCGGGGCGGUUACGGUGGCUUCAGAGACCGCGAGCGUGACUCUGGUGCACCGGAGAACAGCAACUGGCGCCUUGGUGACAGACCCAAUUUGGAUGCAGAGCCGCCGAGGCGGGGCUUCAGCGACGGGCCGCGGGAGCGGUACGGCGGCAGGAGGAGCAAUUACGAGGAGAGAAAGCGUGACCCGGAGCCUACGGAGGUGCGUGAGAGACCAAAGUUGAAUCUCAAGCCGCGCACACUGCCAAUAGAGCCGAUCGUGGUGCAGCCGGAACCAGAGCCGGAGGCUGCGGAGGAGAGGGCGGAGACUCCGCGAGAUAGUGAGCCUGAGCAGCCGCCGCCACCAAAGGCUGAGCCUGUGCCGGCGGCCAAGAUUUUCGGCGACGCUAAGCCCGUGGACACGGCGGCGCGCGAGCGUGAGAUUGAGGAGCGCAUGGAGCGUGAUCGACUGGAGAAGCAGAAGGCGUUGGAGGAGGAGAAGCUGCGCGCGAAGCAAGACAAAGAGAACGAGCGGCCGGAAGAUGAGUCAUCGCCACCCGAGGGGGAAGUGAAGGAGGUGAAGAAGGAGGAGAUAAUCAGUUGGCGCACGAGACCAGCCGACACAAGUGACGAUAGCGGCGGCGACUCCAAUAGGCGUCGCCCGUCGCCACGGCGGUACAGUCCGGACGAUAGGAGGGGACAACCAAAGAGACUUGUCUCGCCUACAGAUGACCGACGCGGCUAUCGCGACAACAGAGACUCUUAUCAAAGAGACAGAGACUACAAAGAUGGGAGGAAUCAGGGGAGGCCCAGAGACAGCAGACAGGAUGCAAAGUAUCGCGAUCGCUACGAUGAGCGCGACGGGCGGGGAAAUAGGGAGAGGAACGACAGAGAGAGGGAUCGUGAGCAGGGUGGAUACAGACAUGCGAAUGAGGAAAGGCCGCAGACGGUGAGACGGGAAAAGCCUCAAGAAGAUGGUCGUGACAUUGAGGAUCGGAUGCCAAAAUACAAGCCCGCAGAAGCACCGAAUCUAUCCAUGUCCAACAAAUAUGCUGCCUUUCUCAAUGACGAAGCAGAUGAAUAGGUGGAUGAUGAGGAAUAUUUAAGGGUAGAGAGAGAGGGAGGGGGGAGCAGAUGUGGGCCACUUUAGUUUUGGUUUGAGCAGAGGAGAAAAAUUGCUAGCAUGGAAAAAAUUAGAUAUCCUUUUAUUCACUUAUGCAUAUAAACAGAAAAUAAUACCUUUAUGAAUAUUGCAAUUUUUACAAGAAUAAAUGAAAGAAAAUCUAGGUAAUGUAACAUAUAAGGCAAGAUAUUUGAUGAGCAGGAUGCCGUAUUCAGAGAGCUAAGUAGGAACGAUGAUGUAAAUGUAGGUAUUUGGAAUGAUGAAUAAUUUUAUGAUUGUUGUAAAUUAUUGUAACGGUGUAGAAAUGAGUGGUAAGCAAAUACAGAUAAGAAGUGAAACAUCUUUACUAUUACUAUGGCGUGGUGGGCAAGACACAGACUAUUAUUGAUUUUAUUUUUUAAAUAAUCCAAUAUCGAUUUAAGCCGACGUUGGGAGAGAAAAUCCAUUUUCACAUGACGAAAAUGGUGGUAGCUAAAUAAAAAAAAAGAUAUAACUAAUGAUUGCGCAAGAAACGUUGUCAUUUUUCCCAAUACAACUACCAUUUUUUUAGCAAAAGGAAUUAUUUAAUACGAGACAUAUUAAUAAAAACAUGAAUUUUAGCAUUAGUGUAAUAAAUCUGUAAAUAGGCCGCAUUGUUUUUCUUUUUAAUUAUUCUGAGCAUUUUUCUUUCUUUCUUGUUGCAAAUAAUUUUAUUCCAAAUGAUAUUUAGUUAAAGAAAAUGUAAUAGAAUAUAAUUUUAUUUACAUAUUUUCCCCAUGAUUCGUAACUAUUUUUACUAUUCUUUCACAUAUUAAAGUCAUAACAAAUAUAUAUUAUAUAGCAAAUGGACUGAAAAGAUUCACACUGCAAUUUUUGCAAACACAAUAAUAGAUUAAUGUUCUUUUUUGAAAUUUCUAUGUUGCACCAUAAUUAUUCUAUUGUUGGAAGAAAAUUAUCUUUUCGGCGAUAACAAAAAGGUAAAAUUUAGUACUUGAGAUAAAAGAGGAUUUUCCAUCUCAUAAAUUAGUUAAUAUAUAUAUUAUCUAGAUAUACUGAAAUUGAAUUAUCUAAUUAAAUAACGAUAAAUGAAAAAAAAUAUAUUGGCAGUAGGUAAAUCAAGUUUUGUAUUGUGUCUCACAUCUUAUAUAUUCAGAAACAAUAAAUAAAUUUAAUAAAGUA